Molecule: messenger RNA, 1704 nt
Organism: Ylistrum balloti
Lineage: Eukaryota; Metazoa; Mollusca; Bivalvia; Pectinida; Pectinidae
Product: TPR repeat-containing protein DDB_G0287407-like
Exons: 12
Coding region: 1-1704 (567 amino acids)
Cellular component (GO): Cul4-RING E3 ubiquitin ligase complex
Molecular function (GO): ATP binding
Source: RefSeq, a predicted model, not a curated record
AUGACAAAUUACCAGAAAAAGCUUAAAGAUCCGAGCACCUUGCGGAUCUUCUUCUCGUCUCCGUUUGGAGGGAUGGAGGAGGAGAGAGAAGAGCUAACACGACGCUACUUCCCCCACAUUAACCAUAUUUGUAACUCCCGAGGUGUCCAGUUCGUGGCUGUCGACAUGAGAUGGGGUAUCACAUCGGAGGCUUCGGCCAGCGCACAGGUCAUCAAUAUAUGUCUCAAGGAGCUCGACAGAUCGGACAUGUUCAUCGGGUUCUUUGGACAGAGGUAUGGAUGGCAUGGAUCUGAUGACAGUGCCCUCCAGGAAAACUUUGACAAUGCAGCUAAUACUUAUCCAUGGGUGUCCUCUGUCCGUGACAAAAGCGUGACUGAGUUGGAGUUUCUACACGGACACCUCAACAAUCCAGGGGCCCUGCCAGCAUACAUCUGUUUUAGAGACGAGGCUUAUGAUGCUAAAAUCUGUGAGGAGGCAAAGAAGAAAGGAGACAAGAAGAUGGUGUUUAAAUACUCUCCAGAGAGUGACCAAUCUGUUGCGAUGUUAGAUGACCUGAAACGCAGGUGUAUGGAUACAGAAAGUUUGACCUUGGGUGUCAACUUGUGUUACAAAAAUCCCAAAGAGGGUGCAGAGCUCAUGUUUAAUGCCAUUCACAAACACCUGACGAAGUAUCUGAUGAUCAGCAGUGUACAUGUGGUACAGGAAGAUCGACGCAUGCUGGCAAAGUCCCUCCACAGUGCCUUCCUUGCUAACAAGGUCAAGCUGUAUGAGGGCGGGGACCAUUAUAUCACACAGCUUACCCAAAAUGUUGAUGCAGAAGAUCCUGUUCCCUACCUGAUCACUGGACCUGCUGGCUGUGGUAAAUCAGCCCUGAUAUGUAACUGGAUCCAUAGAUUGAUGAAGAAUCCUGCCUACAGCCAUUGUUGUGUUGUACACCACUUUGUAGGAUGUGCCAGGGACAGUGGGAGGAUUCAGAAUAUCUUAACAAGGGUAACAGAAGAGUUGGAAGAAAAAUAUAACGAGCUGAAAGGAAUUGAGGGUAACAGCCAAGUUGAGUCACAGAAAGCAGAUUAUGAUGAAGUGCGGGAGCUGAUGAGGAAAUUGUCUGUUGUCCUGGAAAAGCUAACAUCACUUGGUAAACAACCGGUGGUAGUCAUUGAUGGUCUGGGCAAUGUGAAGAAGUCUUCCAAAGCUGAAAAGACGGUAUAUUGGUUGCCAGAAUUUCCAAAGCAAUCUGUACUAGUAGUUUCCACCAGAAAGACAGAUGAAGAUAUCGUCAAGGAAUUGGAAAGUCGCAACUUUAGUGUGAUAGACUUACCUCCCCAAAAUCUGGAAAAUCGGCGUUUAAUCUGUGUGAAAACACUACAGAAAGCUGGAAAGCAGCUGUCUCCAGCCCAGAUUGACAAAGUUGUACAUGCUAAUCAGACAGAGAUUGCCCUGUUUUUGACAAUUGCUCUUAAUGAGCUAGUGUCAUUUGGUUACUUCCGUCUCUUGGACAAGAAGAUAGAUUCCCUUAUUUCAUGCCAAAGUGUCCACGAUUUAUUUGGGAAUGUCCUACAGAGGCUGGAGGAAGACUACAAUGUGUCGGAACAUGAGGGAAACCUUGUGGAGCAGAAAAUGAUUAAAAGUAAAAAAGCUGUCAAAAUUUCAAAACCAGCAUCUAAUAUUAAAGUUGAUGUGUAUAAGUUUUUAUCUACAUACUAA